AUGUCCGUCACCUUCGCCCAUGAGGGAGACGACGCCUCCUGGGCUUGUACUGACCCCUCCUUCAGCUACUUCCUUGUCAGCGGCAGCCUCGCACCGAUGGAAAUAAUCCCAAACCGCUUAUCGGCAACGCUCCUGACUCCUACCCCGCUACACUACGUCGGCACGAGCGACAGUCUGAAGCACACGCUCAGCGUUGAGCUCACCGCAUCUGAGGCGCAACUACGGCAGGACCGCGGCGAGCAUUCUGCAAGGCUGGAGGCGCAAGAAAGCAAACCUGAAAAGGGGACCGCCGGAGGAGUUCACCAUCCAGCUGUGUACGGGGUCCAAAUCCCUGGUACAGCCCGCUCAUCGGGGGACAAGAGCAGGAGCACCGCCGGGUCUACCUGGAGCCCUGUGGCGCCGAGGAAAGACGGCGGCUUGACGUCCGAGCACGGUGGUGGUUGUGGAAGUGACAUCGAGAGCACCCUUGACGGAGGGAUUUUUUCCGUCCAUAGGGCAACAACACCCUCUGAGGUCAACGCGUCGGACGUCGACUUCUCUUCAAACGAAGGGGAAGAGACCCUCCCCUUGCUGCCGGGGCAAUCCCUCGACUGCUACCUGUUGUUACACCGUGUCAAGAUCGUUGACCCGGAGAGUGACCCCGACAAACCGGUAAGCCUCGAAGUCGUUCCGGCCGCGGUCGAGAGAGCUACUGGGACGACACGGUGGAAGUUAGAAGCUCGACAGGGGUCGUGUAUCGGCAGGGUGUUUGGGAAAGGAUUUAGUGCCGCCGCUCUUGAGCAAGUAGCCCUGCUCAUGGAGCGUCGGGAAGAGCCCGCAGCAGCCGUGGUACGGCGAAAAGGCUCUGCAGUGGACAAGGUACUCCUGGUCGAGUCUGGUGAGGCUGUACGAUUGGGAGACCCGCGAGAGAAUACCAUCAGGAACUACAGCUCGCUGCGAAUCAGGGCAGGGCAGUUGUUCGGAGCUGAAGAGGCCCUGUCCGGGCUACCCAGCUACACCUGCAACCUCACGGCCACGUGCCCUCUCCAGUUCUUCGCCAUCCCCGCGGAGGCGUUUCUCCGAGCGAUAGACGGCGUGUGGACUGAGCCUUUGUACCGGCUCCGGUCCAGAGCACGUGUGGUUGGCCACGGCUGCAGAGCCGAUUCGGCGGGACAGGAACGCCCUUUGACGGCCGCAGGGAUUGGCGGAGAGCGCUCUCUCCCGCGGAACUGGUCAAGCAACGAUGCAUUGCCGAACCUGACGAAGUCGAGGACAAGACCGCCUCCCGUGAUGCUGACACCCGUACCGCUGUUCUCCGGAAUCCAGGGGGGAUCGGGCUUGGAGGAGAGGGAAAAUGCGUGA
Ectocarpus siliculosus is the source of this 1341-nucleotide messenger RNA. The record is from the annotation of a GenBank genome assembly. NCBI's taxonomy places the organism in Eukaryota, Phaeophyceae, Ectocarpales, Ectocarpaceae.